Brenthis ino (lesser marbled fritillary) is the source of this 1152-nucleotide messenger RNA. Lineage: Eukaryota; Metazoa; Arthropoda; Insecta; Lepidoptera; Nymphalidae. The record is from the annotation of a GenBank genome assembly.
AUGUAUGAAACUCGAAACCAAGCAAAGUGUUUUAAUUUUAAACCUUCAUUAUCUGAUCUGAUAAAGUUAAUUAAUAUAGAAACAAUUUAUGCAAAAUCAAAUCCAUGUUCUGGAACAAGUAGCCCUAGAAAAGAAAAUUAUGCCCCAUGUCCACCAUCAGUUGACAAAGCCGGAGGGGAUGCACCACCUAAAAAAUGUGCAUGUCUAGGACCCGAAUCAACUAAAUCUGCAGGUGAUCGAGGAAUAACAGGGGCUGGUGUAACAGGCUCCCGCACGGGUCGCAUAUGCGAGAGAGACAAAGAACCAGCUCUACCAACGGGUGCAAUCAAUCCUGGCUUACUUCGUUAUAUACAUAACGCCGCUCGUUACAGGCUACCGCAAUGCUUUGAAGGCGCUUGUAUAUCAGUUAAGCAAAGUUCUAUAAAUAAUUGGGUAUUAGGACAUUCUAUGUCAUUUAGUUCAGUAACUCCUGGAGGAUACAAGGUGUUAUUGUCAUACGUUGAUAAAAAUAAGCCUAUAGCAUUACCUUAUUUCUUUAUGGAAGCUGCACCAGGUGGUCAAAUGAGUUGUGAGAUGCGCGUAGGACCAACACAGGGGACCAGGGCAACGGUGGUGGCACAGAUAGCUGAUAACGAAUUCUACAGUUUCGAGAGCAUAUUUGAUGCCUAUUUCAAUACAUUUACUGCCUCUGUUAUUGCUGUUAAUCGAGAGUUUAUUGCUCUACAUUAUUUACAGGCAAUAACAGAAAAUAUAUCCGUUGGCGCCGAGCUCGUAGCUCGAGGACAAGUUGCGGAAUUGAGUUCAGCGUCGGGUUCAGCGCGUUGGAUGAACGAAGACCAUUCAAUCAGUGCGACCCUCGGCAAUAGAGGCCUAGACUUAUGCUAUGCAAGAGCAAUUAAGCCUUUUCUUACUGUUGCUGCUAUGCUUGAGGUAGGAUUUGCUAUACGGCGAGCUGUAGCGACGUUAGCAUAUGAGUGGCAUACUGAUAAGUGGACAGUGCGAAGUUCUGUGGACUCCGACGGGCUCGUCGGCGCUACGUUGCAGAGAGCUCUGGGAGGCAAACACGCGCAGCUAGCAUGCGCCAUUUCUGCACUUCUUAAUCAUCCUAAUGACAAAUUUCGACUUGGGUUCGGAGUAACAGCGGCUAUUAUU